CGGAGCUGUGCGUUAACCCGGCGGGAUGGAGGCGGAGGCGUUGGCCGCGUCCACGCCAGCCCCGGGCGUCUCGACCGCCGUGUCUUCGGCCCAGGAGACGGCACGGUGGAUGGAGGAAGCGAUGCGCAUGGCCAAAGACGCCCUUGAAAAUACCGAAGUUCCUGUUGGCUGUCUUAUGGUCUACAACAAUGAAAUCGUGGGGAAGGGAAGAAAUGAAGUGAAUCAAACCAAAAAUGCUACUCGACAUGCAGAAAUGGUGGCCAUUGAUCAAGUCCUAGAUUGGUGUCAACGAAAUGGCCAGAGUCCUUCUGCCGUGUUUGAACAUACCGUGUUGUAUGUCACUGUGGAGCCGUGCAUUAUGUGUGCAGCUGCUCUCCGCCUGAUGAGUAUCCUUGGACUCCAGAGAGAGCACAAGCUGGGCUCAGUGGCUCACAACUCUAAGCCUAGCUCCUUGGGAGACCGAGAUGGAGAGGAUCUCACUUUGAGGCCAGUCCAUGCAAGGAGUUUACAAACCUCCUUCUUGAUCAAUAAACAGACUCAUUCCAGGCUGAACUAUUGUCCAGGGUGGCCAAUCUCAACCCACCCUCAUGUGGCCACCAUACUGUACAUCCUAUCCGGGCCUUAA
Molecule: messenger RNA, 625 nt
Organism: Dipodomys spectabilis (banner-tailed kangaroo rat)
Lineage: Eukaryota; Metazoa; Chordata; Mammalia; Rodentia; Heteromyidae
Gene: Adat2
Product: adenosine deaminase tRNA specific 2
Exons: 5
Coding region: 26-625 (199 amino acids)
Biological process (GO): tRNA wobble adenosine to inosine editing
Cellular component (GO): cytoplasm; nucleus
Molecular function (GO): zinc ion binding; tRNA-specific adenosine-34 deaminase activity
Source: RefSeq, a predicted model, not a curated record